Molecule: messenger RNA, 3181 nt
Organism: Oryzias melastigma (Indian medaka)
Lineage: Eukaryota; Metazoa; Chordata; Actinopteri; Beloniformes; Adrianichthyidae
Gene: kbtbd8
Product: kelch repeat and BTB (POZ) domain containing 8
Exons: 5
Coding region: 269-2083 (604 amino acids)
Molecular function (GO): protein binding
Source: RefSeq, a predicted model, not a curated record
ACACUAAAGGAUUUCCUUUAAGCCUUUUGCUUCUGUGGAUCUCCCUAAAAUCUAAAUCCACUUGUUAGGGAAUUCCUAUUUUAACUGACUAAGCAGGUCUGAUUCAUUAAUUUCGUUGCUGGAAGAAUUUCUAAUUCCCAUCAGAGAGCCGAAUUGUGAUUGGCUGCGAAGGUCGUCUCCUGGAUGCUGAUUGGUUGCUUCUUGUUUCCGGGGCUCCUAUGUGUUCACCCUGACGUUUCUCGGUCUGCCCCGAAACAGACUGGAGAGAAUGGCUGCCAGUGGAGAGGUAGGGAAGCUGUUACAAGUACAAAAUGGGACACCUCCUACCACCAACUUCAAUGGGGUAGAUGCUGUGCACGCCUGCAACAUUCUUCAGCAGCUCAAAGCCUUAUAUGAUGAAGCACAGCUCACAGAUAUCGUUGUGGAAGUGGACCAUGGCAAGACUUUCUCGUGCCACCGAAAUGUUCUUGCCGCAAUCAGCCCAUAUUUUAGGUCCAUGUUCACCAGUGGCCUUACAGAGAGCAGUCGACGUGAAGUCAAAAUUGUUGGGGUGGAAUCGGAAUCCAUGCACCUUGUUCUAGACUAUGCCUACACAUCCAGAGUCACGCUCUCUGAGUCCAACGUCCAAGCCCUGUUCACUGCAGCCAGCAUUUUCCAGAUCCCCGCUUUGCAGGAUCAAUGUGCCCAGUUCAUGGUCAGCAGGCUCGACCCUCAGAACUGCAUAGGAGUCUUCAUGUUUGCCGAUGCGUACGGGCAUCAGGAACUGAGGGAACGUUCGCAAGAUUACAUUCGCAAGAAGUUCUUGUGUGUAUCGAGGGAGCAAGAAUUCCUCCAGAUGACCAGGGAGCAACUGGUCAGCAUCUUGAACAGUGAUGACCUUAAUGUGGAGAAAGAGGAGCACGUUUUUGAGAGCAUCGUCCGCUGGCUGGAACACGAUCGACCAGGACGCGAAGUCUACCUUGCUGAGGUUUUCUCUGAGUGCAUCCGUUUGCCCUUGCUGGAUGAGGCCUUUCUCAGUCGGAUACCCCCCACCUUUGCUUGCGCCCUGGCCUUGUCGAAAGAUCCCAGUGAGGCCAAAGCCCGUCUCACGGGAACAAAUGGUUGCCCGCAACGUCUGGGCAUGACUGCUUCCGAGAUGGUCAUCUGCUUUGACGCUGCCCACAAACACUCAGGUAAGAAGCAGACGGUCCCUUGCCUGGACACAGUCACAGGUCGGGUGUUCAAGCUCUGCAAGCCCCCCAACGAUCUCCGCGAGGUUGGCAUCUUAGUAUCGUCAGAGAAUGACAUUUACAUUGCUGGUGGAUACCGGCCGAGCAACAGUGAGGUGUCCAUUGACCAUCGAGCAGAGAGCGACUUCUGGCAGUACGAGCACGCAGGCAACCGCUGGCUCCCACGAGCACCUCUGCUGAGAGCGAGAAUAGGCUGCAGACUCGUGCACUGCUGUGGAAAGCUCUACGCUUUGGGAGGCCGAGUGUACGAAGGUGACGGGCGAAAUGCGCUCAAAUCGGUGGAGUGCUACGACACCAGGGACAACUGUUGGACAGCAGUCAGUCCUAUGCCAGUGGCCAUGGAGUUUCACAGUGCUGUAGAGUACAAAGACCGCAUCUAUGUCCUCCAAGGUGAAUAUUUCUUCUGCUUUGAUCCCCGUAAGGACUAUUGGAGUCAUCUGGCUCCAAUGACCGUCCCUCGGAGUCAAGGUCUGGCUGCCUUGCAUAAGAACUGCAUCUACUACAUCGCCGGCAUCUGCAGGAACCACCAGCGCACCUUCACAGUGGAGGUCUACGACAUAGAGACCAACACGUGGAGCCGGCGGAGAGAUCUGCCCUUCGACCACGCCACCAGCCCAUACAUCAAGGCCAUGCUGUUGCAGGGCAGGCUCCACCUGUUCGUGCGUGCCACGCAGGUCAUGGUGGAGGAGCACGUGUUCCGCACCAGCCGCAAGAACUCCCUUUACCAGUACGACGAUGAGGCAGACGCGUGGGCCAAAGUCUAUGAGACGCCCGACCGCCUCUGGGAUUUGGGUCGCCAUUUUGAAUGUGCGGUGGCCAAACUUUACCCCCAGUGUCUCCAGAAAGUGCUUUGAAAGGAGUUGGUUUCUGUGAACCCAAUCUACUUCAGUGGAGGGAGUUGCGUGGUUCUGCCCGCCUUGUGCCUGUCAUUGCCUUUGGGUGCGCACCAUACGGACCGUCUCAUUCGUUCAAACUUUUUGAUUAUUCGCGUGAUCAAAACCGAGGGUGCUUUUCAAGAAUGCAGUAUUUUUUUUUUCUUGUUUUGUUUUCCUGACAGCACCAACUACCCACACUGAGACUUGUUUGACAGAACUGUACAACAGAUCAUAAGUGCAAUUAUCCUAUUUUUUUGCUUGUUGUUGAGCCAUCUUCUAUUUUUGUUUGAGAUACAUAAAUAGGUAUGGAUUUUUACAAAUCUUAGGCAUGCAAAUAAGGGUGAUGGCCAGUUUACAUGCCCCCUGGAGAUAUGGAUGCUAUGUGUCAGCUAAAUUGAUAUUCUCUCUAUAUAAAUAACUAUAUAAACUAUAUAUUCAUACGGGUAAGAUGAGUACCAUAGCUCAUUAGUAGGUUGCUAGCUCUGAGGUUUUUUUUAAUUUUAUUUUGGUGUGUGUCCAUGUUUGUCUUUGGCUUCUUUUCUAGUUUUAAUAAGUGUGUGAUUAUACAUUAUCGUAGUCUUUCAAAAAGUUAGAAGCAUGUAUAUUUUUAUUGCCCUCUCUUCCUUCACAGGUCAGUGUGUCAAAACAUACACUAAAUGUGGCUUCAGAGCUAUUUUUUUUCUAUUUUAAGUUUUGAGAUUCCAGUUGAAUGGGGCUCCCUCUCUUUUGAGCGGGUUUUUGUGUGACAUUGCAGAGAAAGCUUAAUUGAAAUCUUGGAAUUUUCGCUCUCCACAUUGGAGAAAAUGAGACAGUCAAAUUUCUGCUAACACUAAGUGGCAAGUUCAGACCAACUAACAGGUUUACCUCAGAAACUUUUGAUCGACAAGGAGAAAAGGGAUGUUUAUUUUAUUAUUUUAUUUUUUAAAGGCUGAAAACGCAGCUUUGUGAAAUGCUUCGUUCAGCAUAGAUGCUCCUUUUGCAUCAGACUAACAUUAAAACAAACAUUUGAGGUCUUGUUUUUGGUUGUUGUGGACAUUAAAGUGGAUUGUGUGGUAGCAAUAAAUCAAGGAACUGUGA